This is a messenger RNA of Nipponia nippon (crested ibis), 2782 nucleotides long. NCBI's taxonomy places the organism in Eukaryota, Metazoa, Chordata, Aves, Pelecaniformes, Threskiornithidae. The record is from RefSeq and is a predicted model, not a curated record.
UCUGUUUGUUACAAGCCUACCAGCCCAGUCCAGGUACUGGAAGACGCUGGCUUUCUUUACCAGGAUCACCAGUUGUUUGCUGGCAGGCAUGAAGUUUCUCCGCUAACAGCUGAAGCAAUCAGUGCCAAAGAAAAAGCUGCCGAGGAGGCCCUCUGCACCCUGCGCCCACCCAGCUUCCGCCGGGUCCCAGAGGCAGAGAUGCGAGGGGCGGAGGAGGUGGCAGCCGGCACCGUCCUGCAGCGCCUGAUCCAGGAGCGGCUGAGGUAUGGCAACCCCAGCGAGAACAUGAACCUGCUGGCCAUACAGCACCAGGCGACGGGCAGCGCCGGCCCCUCCAACAGCACUGCCAGCACUCUCUCUUCCGCAGAAAACCUCGUGCCCGAAGAGCCGCCAAUGGUCCAGCCGUCGGGGCGGCAGGAACCACAGGGGCAGGAGCACCAGGGGGACGGUGCUGCGAUGGAGAAGCAGCCCCGGGCCCCGCAGCCCCCGCACGGCACCGAGGAGCUCCCCACCUACGAGGAGGCCAAGGCCCAGUCUCAGUUUUUCCGAGGCCAGCCGCCGGCCGCUGCCGCCGCGCCGGCUUUCUAUGGCGCGUCCGGCCAGAAGUCCAGGACGGAGGGGAGGCCGACGGUGAACCGGGCCAACAGCGGGCAGGCACAUAAGGACGAGGCGCUGAAGGAGCUGAAGCAGGGCCACGUCCGCUCGCUGAGCGAGAGGAUCAUGCAGCUCUCGCUGGAGAGGAAUGGGGCCAAGCAGCACCCCCCGGCCCCAGCGGGCGGGAAGGGCUUCAAGGCAGCCCCGCCACCCGGCAAGGCCACGGACCCGCGGGGCCCGCCGCCCGAGUACCCCUACAAAGGCAAGGCGGCGGCCCCCAGCAGCAAGGCACAGGAGCACGGGCUCUUCUAUGGCGAGCAGCCGGCGCAGGAUGUCCUCAAGGCCUCCUACGCCGCCCCCCAGCCCGCCCGGGCGGAGGUGGCCCUCGUCCGCUACCAGCCGCCCCCGGAGUACGGGGUCAGCAGCCGACAAUGCCAGCCGCCCUUCCCGCCGCCCCCGGCCCAGCAGCACAGCCCCAUGUCCUCGCAGGCCACCGCCGCCACCGGCCCUCCGCUGCCGGGCCCCUUGCCCCCGCUGCCAGCCCCCGCCGCUACCCAGCCACCGACAUCGACGCCACCGGGCCAGCAGCUGACACCCGACGCCUUCGCCAUCGUGGAGCGGGCGCAGCAGAUGGUGGAGAUGCUCUCCGAGGAGAACCACAUGCUGCGGCAGGAGCUGGAGGGGUACUACGAGAAGGCAGACAAGCUGCAGAAGUUUGAAAUAGAGAUUCAGAGGAUUUCAGAAGCUUAUGAGGGCUUGGUCAAGACCACCACUAAGAGGGAGUCUCUGGACAAAGCAAUGAGAAACAAACUUGAAGGAGAAAUUAGGAGACUUCAUGACUUCAACAGGGAUCUCCGUGAACGACUGGAGACAGCCAAUAGGCAGCUAGCCAGCAGAGACUUCGAUGGGCAUGAAGAUAAGUCAACAGAGGGCCUUUAUGUCACUCAGAACAAGGAGCACUUGAAGGAGAAGGAGAAGUUGGAGAUGGAGCUGGCAGCUGUGCGCUCUGCCAAUGAGGACCAGCGGAGGCACAUCGAAAUCCUCGACCAGGCCCUAAACAACGCGCAAGCCAAGGUCAUCAAACUGGAAGAGGAGCUGCGCAGGAAGCAGGCCUAUGUGGAGAAGGUGGAGAAGCUGCAGCAGGCGCUGACACAGCUGCAGGCAGCCUGCGAGAAGAGGGAGCAGAUGGAGCGGCGGCUGCGCACACGGCUGGAGCGGGAGCUGGACUCACUGCGGAUGCAGCAGAGGCAGGGCAGCUACCAGGUGAGCAGCCUCCCGGAGCACAAUGCUCCGGCCCUGAUGGAGCUGGUGCGGGAGAAGGAGGAGAGGAUCCUGGCCCUUGAAGCCGACAUGACCAAGUGGGAGCAGAAGUACCUGGAGGAGAGUACCAUCAGGCACUUUGCCAUGAAUGCCGCAGCCACCGCUACAACGGAGAGGGAUGCCUUGGCCCCGGCCCACUCACGCAACGGCAGCUACAGCGAGAGCGCGCUGGAGGUGCGGGGCUGGCAGGAGGAGGAGGAGAUCGUGCAAGCCAACCGGCGGUGCCAGGACAUGGAGUACACAAUAAAGAAUCUCCAUGCAAAAAUAAUUGAGAAGGAUGCCAUGAUCAAGGUCCUUCAGCAACGGUCACGGAAGGACGCCGGGAAAGCUGACAGUGCCAGCCUGCGACCAGCCCGGUCCGUCCCCUCCAUUGCUGCUGCUACGGGUGCUCAUUCACGCCAGACCUCACUCACCAGCAACCAGAUAGCUGAGGAGAAGAAGGAAGAGAAGGUCUGGAAGGGAAGCAUAGGGCUGCUUUUGGGGAAGGAGCACCACGACCACCCAUCAGGACCCUCGCUGCCUCCUCCGCUGCCCUCCUUGUCCUGCAUGCCCAUCCCGGCACCGGCGGCCUCCCACACAAAGACAGGCAGCAAAGACAGCAGCACCCAGACAGACAAAAGUGCCGAGCUCUUCUGGCCUGCCGCUGCCUCCUUCCCUGGCCGUGGACGGCUGGGUACCACCCCAUCACACAGCCCGGCCCCACGGCCCCCGGGGACAAGAGCGACCAGCGAGAAACUGGAGAACUCAAGCCAUGGGAAGCUGCCCGACAGCAAAGGCAGAGUGAGCAGCUUGCUCCACAAGCCUGAGUUUCCAGAUACGGACAUGAUGGAAGUCCUCAUCUGAGCAGAGGAUGGCAUCUCUGGGGUUU